AUGGUCACGGCGAUAGCGCGGCUGCGGCACAGACUUCCUCCGGCAGACGGGCGCUGCUAUCUGAUGGAAACUGCCCGUUUCCCAUGCGUGGACGCCGGCUCGGCGAAAAUUCCUCCCGCCUCCGCCACGGGCAAGGUCACGCAUGAAGGUUCCUCGGGGUGCAGGGCACGGCUGGGAGCGUCCCUGGCUGAGCCUGGUGUGGGACACGGGGGGGGCCACAACCAGGAAUCCUCCCCAGGAGCAGCAGCAGAGCCGGGCAGCACCCACGGGGCCGGCGCGGAUGCUGUAGGAAAAUGUCCCAAGAAGCCUGUGGCGGGGCCAUGGCUGGCACUGCUGACCUUCUCCCUCGGCCUUGCUGCCGACGAGCUGCUGUGCGCGUGCGACGUGCCGCACUGCAGCGUGCCCAACUGCACGGGCAAGGUGUGCUUCGUCAGCAAGCGGCGGGAGGACGGGAGGAUCGUCCAGCACCGGGGCUGCUUCUCCACCAACCUGUUGGAGAACUGCAGCCCGUACGUGAUGGAGCAGUACGGCACCAGGUGCUGCGACUCCAACAUGUGCAACGCCGAGCUGGAGUUCUACCUGCCAGGAGAAGAAGCCCUGGAGAAGGCGCCGUCCCUGUCCAACCUUCUCCUGAUGAUCUUCGUCCCGCUGCUCGCCCUCCUCGUCCUCGUGGCGCUCACGGCGCUUUUCCUCUGGAAGCUGGCCCAGCACCGCCGCGAGAGGCUCCUCUUCAAGCACAGCGACCUGGGGGACACCGACCUCAUGCUCAAAGCCUCCCUGGUGGGAGACAGCACGCUGGAGGACCUGCUGAACGAUGACUGCACCACGGGCAGCGGCUCGGGGCUGCCCUUCCUCGUCCAGAGGACGGUGGCUCGGCAGAUCACCCUCGUGGAGUGCGUGGGCAAAGGGCGCUACGGCGAGGUGUGGCGAGGCGUGUGGCACGGGGAGAACGUGGCCGUGAAGAUCUUCUCCUCCCGGGACGAGCAGUCGUGGUUCCGCGAGACGGAGAUCUACAACACCGUCCUCCUUCGGCACGACAACAUCCUGGGCUUCAUCGCCUCCGACAUGACUUCGAGGAACUCCAGCACCCAGCUGUGGCUCAUCACCCACUACCACGAGAACGGCUCCCUCUACGACUACCUGCAGAGGACGGCCCUGGACGUGGAGACCUGCCUGGGGCUGGCGGCCUCCAUCAUCUGCGGCCUCGUCCACCUCCACGUGGAGAUUUUCGGCACCCAGGGCAAGCCCGCCAUCGCCCACCGCGACCUGAAGAGCAGGAACAUCCUGGUGAAAAGCAACCGGCAGUGCUGCAUCGCCGACCUGGGGCUGGCCGUCAUGCACUCCCAAGGCAGCGACUACCUGGACAUCGGCACCAACCCGCGGGUGGGCACCAAGCGCUACAUGGCCCCCGAGGUGCUGAGCGAGCAGAUCCGCACCGACUGCUUCGAGUCCUACAAGAAGACGGACAUCUGGGCCUACGGGCUGGUGCUCUGGGAGAUCACCCGGCGGACGCGUUAACACGGCAUCGUGGAGGAGUACCGGCCACCCUUCUUCGACGUGGUGCCCAGCGACCCCAGCUUCGAGGACAUGAAGAAGGUGGUGUGCGUCGACCAGCAGACCCCCGUCAUCCCCAACCGCCUCUUCUCUGACUCGGUUCUGUCUGCCCUGGCUAAGGUGAUGAAGGAGUGCUGGUACCAGAGCCCCUCGGCGCGGCUCACGGCCCUGCGGAUCAAAAAGACGCUGAAGAAGCUGCACCACUCCCUGGACAAACCCAAGCAGGAGUGCUGAGCACCGGGGCUGCAGAUUCCCCCCCCCCCCCCAUCAUCAGUGGCCCCCUUGGCUUUUCCCACCCCAGUGGCUUCUAAAUCCGCAAGGUGGAAAAAAAAAAAAGAAAAAAGAAAAAAAGAAAAAAAAAUAGCAAGCAAGAAAUCUUCCAGCCUGUUUAUAAAAAUAUCCCCCGGAGCCGAAAUUUGAUGCUGGCUGGGGAGCACAGCGGGCAGCCUGCGCCCGGCCCCAGCCCACCCCGCAGCCCCCUACCCAGCCGGAUCCAUCCCCGUGCUGUGCCCCAAAGGGGCAGCACCAGGAAUUCCCCAUCAGGACCUGGCACAGCUCUGGGUUUGGGGUUUUUUUGGGGGGGUUUUGCUGGAAAAGGCUGGUCCCAGGGUGCUUCGGGGCCGCUUGGAGCCGUGCGUCCUGGGGAUCCCACGGAGCCACGGGAAGGUGCCGGGGGUUGAGACUGCUGGGGCCCGAGCCCUCACCUGAUGAGCUUUGGCUUUCCGAGCUGUUUGGGUGUUUUCUCAGCAUUUUGGUGUUUUCCAGGCAUUUUCCUACAUUCUCCAGCCGGCUCCUGCUCGCUCCCUGGUCGGGUCAGGGACUACUCACGGCCUCGCCCAGGGCGUUCAACAGAAGGAGACGCGCGCCUUUAUUAUUUAAUUAUUAAGAUUUAAUAUAUUUAAUAAAGCAUCAAGCUAUUUUAUCGCUUCCCAGCUGCACGGCCUCCCCCACCGGGCACCGAGGAGAGGACCCCGCGGCCCGGAGCUUGUGCAUGGCUUAAUUUAUGGCUUCGACACGGGUGUAGCCGUCGUGUAUCGGAUCCCACAAUAAACCUCGCUCCAGCCUCUCCGCAA
Molecule: messenger RNA, 2627 nt
Organism: Anas platyrhynchos (mallard)
Lineage: Eukaryota; Metazoa; Chordata; Aves; Anseriformes; Anatidae
Source: RefSeq, a predicted model, not a curated record